Molecule: messenger RNA, 1155 nt
Organism: Strongylus vulgaris
Lineage: Eukaryota; Metazoa; Nematoda; Chromadorea; Rhabditida; Strongylidae
Source: the annotation of a GenBank genome assembly
AUGAUUGGAAGGCUCUCAUACAAGGACAUGCAAGUGCUACGAACCACUAUUGAGGGAUACAUGAAGAAUUUUUACGAGAACAAUGCGAAGACAAUGAUUCCUGUUAUUGGUACACCACCGCCUCCGAAGAAGAUCGAGAUUGGAAGAAUCCUGAUCAAAACUGAGAGAGCCGAUCUAUGGCUGCUAGAUGACUUCCAAGGCAAAUCAAUCCCGUUACUCAGGUUGUCUUUGUCGAAUGUGUCCAUCGAUCGACAGUCAGAAGAUCGCCUAGUGUCGAGUUUUGCAUUAUCCGCUGACUACUUCAAUCAACGAGUUUUUGGAUGGGAACCAAUGUUGGAGAAAUGGUCGGUGCUCCGAUUUUUGAUGUCAAAGAAGGAUAACACUCAUAACGUGGAUCUAGUUGCGGAGUCGAGGAGUACUUUGGAUAUCAACAUCACGCAGCAGCUAAUGCAGCAAGCAGUACAGUUCGCGUCUCGAUGGCCUGCUAUUCGCGCAUCCUUCGAGCGUGAUGAUUUUAGGAAAGCUUCUGUGCGAUCGCGAUCCGACCACUUACCGUAUUUGUUCAAAAAUGAGACGGGUUGUGAAGUGAUGUUUAGCACAGCUGUCGAAGACAUCCAAUUGGCCAGAAACCAGCAGCGAAAAGCGACUGUGCGGUGGAUCACUGUUCCCAAGGGCAAGGAACACACAUUCGAGUUCCCUGCACGAUUAUUGUUAUAUUCACAUUCUGAACGUGAGCCUCCCCGCCAGCUAAUAGUUCGCGUGAGUGGGUGGGAUGAGAUCUCGCCAGUGCAUGUAGAUGCUUGUGGCACAUACUUUAGACUAGUUAAAGCCAGCAAGAAGAAUAUGCCAAUGGCUAGGGUUGUUAUCCGAGUUACUAUGGAGAAGGAUGGGAAGAAAGUUGUGGCAGUAAGAUCAUCUAUCGAUAUUUAUAACCAACUACCUCAUGAGCUUGCUGUUUAUAGUAGUGAAGAUGGAAAAGAACUUAUGCUCAUUCCUCCAUCGCAAUCAAAGCCGGUGCCUCUACCUUUCGCUCAUUCUCAGUUUAUGGUCAGACCUGAAGGUUGCGAAGUGCAUGAAAAGUCAAAGCCGGUGCCUCUACCUUUCGCUCAUUCUCAGUUUAUGGUCAGACCUGAAGGUUGCCAAGUGCAUGAAAAG